AUCCCAAUGAAAACUUCACAACUACACUAGUAAGAGAAUUAAAUACCAAUUAAAUAAAAAUAAAAAUGAAUAAAAAAAUUGAAAAUAAUAAUGCAGAACCCAAUGAUAGUGCAAACAAUAUAAGAGAUCAUUAUAGAGGGGCAAAGUGCAUUUUGUGUAAAAAACACAAUAAAACAUUGUUUAAAAUCAAAUCUCAUUGGCUUGAAGCCAUAGGAAAUAAUCUUAAAAUAAGUACUCAUACUAAAAUAUGUAUAGAUGAGUUUGAGAAAUGUUGCCAAAGAAAUGCAAAAUCCUUACAGAUUGGUGCAAUGCCUAAAAAUGACUUUGGCAUAAUGUGUUUUCAUCAAAAGAAGUUACUAAGCUCACAAUCUGCGCAAGAAAUGCCUAUAUAUGAAAAUGACAAUAGUCAUAUGUCGCAAAUAGGCACAAAAUCUGUCACCGACGAUAAAGUAUUGAACUUUUAUUUCCCCUCUUGCGGUACUAUACCACCACCCGUGAUUAUGGUGCAAAAUGUUAGCUUCCGUUACAAUGAAAACACUCCUUGGAUCUAUAAGAAUCUGGAAUUUGGUAUAGAUUUGGAUACACGUCUGGCUUUGGUGGGUCCCAAUGGUGCUGGCAAAUCUACCCUGCUGAAAUUGCUUUAUGGUGAUUUGGUGCCCACUACUGGUAUGAUACGCAAAAACUCCCAUUUACGCAUAGCCCGUUACCAUCAGCAUUUGCAUGAACUUUUGGAUUUGGAUGCCAGCCCCUUGGAGUAUAUGAUGCGUGCCUUCCCCGAGGUCAAAGAGAAAGAAGAAAUGCGCAAAAUUAUAGGCAGAUAUGGCCUAACAGGACGCCAACAGGUGUGUCCCAUUAGACAAUUGUCCGAUGGCCAGCGCUGCAGAGUAGUGUUUGCCUGGCUGGCUUGGCAAGUGCCCCAUUUGCUGCUACUCGAUGAACCUACCAAUCAUUUGGACAUGGAGACCAUUGAUGCCUUGGCUGAUGCCAUCAAUGACUUCGAUGGUGGUAUGGUGUUAGUUUCUCACGAUUUCAGAUUGAUUAAUCAGGUGGCCGAGGAAAUUUGGAUUUGUGAAAAUGAAACCGUUACCAAAUGGAAGGGCAACAUCUUGGACUAUAAGGAUACCUUAAAGAAGAAGGUCGUUAGCGAUAAUGAAAGCAAAAGCAAAAAGAAAUAGAACCCUUACACUCACCUCCCCCUUCCCACAAACGGAAACCAGAGCUUAGCAGAAUGCAUUUCACAUUGCCGAUGAAUGUGUUAUGCGGAAUGGCAUGGUUUCUAUACUUUAAUGUAGGAUUUUGCUCUUAUUCUUAUCGUGAUCGAAUUUUUUUUUUAAUUUUUUACCUUAAAAAUAUUUUUUAUUUGGAACUUUUGAUUUGUGUAACCCCCUUUUAUUACCUUAUUAUAAAUAACAAACAGCAGCAACAACAACAACACUAAAAUAGAUAGUUUAUAAAAGGUGUUUAUUAUAUUAAAUUAAAGGAAAACAAAAAACAAGAAAAACCCAAGCAACAUUGUGAAAUGAAUAAAAUAUUGCAUAUGUGCAUAAGUGUGUGUAUAAAACAGAUGUAGAAAUACAUACAUAUGUAAUUUUUUAGAUUAGAGCGCGCUGUUGUUUGGUUGGAAAACAAAAAACAUUUUUUGUUGUAUGUAGGUACAAAAAAUUAAAACAAAAUGGAUAAAGUGAGUAGUUUUAUUUUUUUGUGGAUUAUUAUUAACUUACUAAUACAAUUAUUUGAUUUAUUGCAGUUAAUUUGGCCAAAGGAAGCGAUUCUGGAAAUGAUUGCAAUGUGGAAAAAUAAUGAGUGUCUGUACAAUCCAAGGAAUAGAUUUUAUCACAAGAAGAAGUGCAGAAAUGAUGUGUUAACUGAGAUAGCAGAAAGGAUGAAGGCAUAUAACAUAAAAGUUGGGCCAAACCAGGUAAGG
This is a messenger RNA of Stomoxys calcitrans (stable fly), 1924 nucleotides long. RefSeq names its product ATP-binding cassette sub-family F member 2-like. The transcript is spliced from 3 exons. NCBI's taxonomy places the organism in Eukaryota, Metazoa, Arthropoda, Insecta, Diptera, Muscidae. The coding region runs from base 66 to 1175 and encodes 369 amino acids. The record is from RefSeq and is a predicted model, not a curated record. Gene Ontology annotation, molecular function: ATP hydrolysis activity; ATP binding.